CCAGAGCCACAGGAAAGAUGGGAGUGGAUUCCAGGGUGUCUUGAGUGACUGAGCAUGCUGACUGCAGGCUGUCCUCUCUGCUCCAGGGGUAGCUGAGAACUGCUGUGUGGGCCUGCAGCAUGGAGGGGGCAAGGGAAGAGGAGCUGACUUCUAUGUCCAGCCUGGUGACGGUGUUCGAGCACAGCAGGACCCCUGCAACAGGGCCCAGAGACCACCAGCAGGAAGAGGUGCAUCCCCACACUGCGUGCAGGCCUCCCCAGCUCCCAGGGCCAUGGGAGAGGCCAGAUGUGGAGGAGGCCCUGGCAGCAUCAGGGCCCAGGACUGUCAGCAGGAGGUACCUGAACUCCUUGAAGAACAAGCUGUCUGGAAGGGCCUGGAGGAAAUCUUGCCAACCUGGGAGCUGCCCUUCGUCAGAACCACAGGAGCCUGAGAAGAGGAUUGUCCAGGAGCUACUGGAGACAGAACAGGCAUACGUGGCCCGGCUGCACCUCCUGGACCAGGUGUUCUUCCAGGAACUACUGAGAGAGGCCCGCAGCAGCAAGGCCUUCCCCGAGGACGUGGUCCGGCUCAUCUUCUCUAACAUCUCUUCCAUACACCAGUUCCAUGCCCAGUUUUUCCUCCCAGAGCUGCAGCGGCGCCUGGACAACUGGAAGGCCACCCCCUGCAUCGGUGACAUCAUCCAGAAACUAGCCCCAUUCCUCAAGAUGUACAGUGAGUAUGUCAAGAACUUUGAGCGUGCAGCAGAGCUCCUGGCCACGUGGAUGGACAAAUCUCCACCUUUCCAGGAGGUGAUCGUCCGCAUCCAGAGCAGUGAGGCCUCAGCCAACCUGACCCUGCAGCACCACAUGCUGGAACCUGUGCAGAGAAUCCCACGCUACGAGCUGCUGCUCAAAGACUACAUCCAGAAGCUGCCAGCCCAGGCCCCGGACCGGGCUGACGCCCAGAAGGCGCUGGGAGUGAUCUUCUCAGCGGCUCAGCACUCUAACGCGGCCAUCGCUGAGAUGGAGCGCCUGCAGGACCUGUGGGAGGUAUACCAGCGCCUGGGCCUGGAGGACGACAUCGUGGACCCGUCCAACGAGUUGCUCCGGGAGGGUCCCGUGCACAAGAUCUCCUUCCGCCGCAGCGACCCCAUGGAGCGUUACCUGUUCUUGUUCAACAACAUGCUACUGUACUGCGUGCCCAAAGUCAUCCAGGUGGGCGCCCAGUUCCAAGUGAGGACUCGCAUCGACGUGACUGGGAUGAAGGUGCGGGCACUGCCGGAUGCCGAGUUCCCACACUCCUUCCUGGUGUCCGGGAAGCAGCGCACCCUGGAGCUGCAAGCUGGGUCCCAGGAGGAAAUGAUGUCCUGGAUACAGGCCUGCCAGGCAGCUGUGGACCAAAUCGAAAAACGCAAUGAAACCUUCAAGGCUGCGAUCCAGGGACCUGAGGGCAACCCCCCCGAGCCAGAGCUACAGUCUGAGGAGCUGGGUCUCCGUGCGCCCCAGUGGGUCCGGGACAAGAUGGUGACCAUGUGCAUGCGCUGCCGGGAGCCCUUCACCGCCCUCACGCGCCGCCGCCACCACUGCCGUGCCUGUGGCUAUGUGGUAUGUGCCCGGUGCUCCGACUACAGAGCUGAGCUCAAGUACAAUGACAAUAGGCCCAGCCGCGUCUGCCUCCACUGUUACACCUUCCUCACGGGACAUGUGCUCCCUGGUGACAAGGAGGACAAGCGGCGAGGCAUCCUGGAGAAAGGCUCUUUGGUGGGAUCCGGCCAGAGUCUGAUGUGCAGCUUCCUGCAGCUUGGCGGGGACAAGUGGGGCAAGAGUGGCCCCCGGGGAUGGUGCACCAUCCCCCGGGACGACCCCCUGGUGCUCUAUGUCUAUGCUGCUCCCCAGGACAUGCGAGCUCACACCUCCAUCCCACUGCUGGGCUACCAAGUGACGGCCGAGCCCCAGGGGGACCCCAGGCUCUUCCAGCUGCAGCAAUCAGGCCAGCUGUACACCUUCAAGGCUGACACCGAGGAGCUGAGAGACCGCUGGGUGAAGGCCAUGGAGCGUGCGGCCCAGGGCUGGAGUCCCCAGGGUCCCGAUGACGGGGAACUGUCCAGCUGAGCCACUACACCUGCCCUCUGUCUCCUCACCACGGAGGAUGCCCAGGUCCCGGAACAAAGGUGUCCUCUGUCCCGUGCCUUAGGACGCCUAGGGUCUCCGGGGC
Messenger RNA from Ochotona princeps (American pika), 2193 nucleotides. It is a transcript of the gene FGD2, whose product is annotated as FYVE, RhoGEF and PH domain containing 2. Lineage: Eukaryota; Metazoa; Chordata; Mammalia; Lagomorpha; Ochotonidae. Gene Ontology annotation, biological process: cytoskeleton organization; filopodium assembly. Gene Ontology annotation, cellular component: cytoplasm. The transcript has 16 exons. The coding region runs from base 120 to 2090 and encodes 656 amino acids. Gene Ontology annotation, molecular function: guanyl-nucleotide exchange factor activity; metal ion binding. The record is from RefSeq and is a predicted model, not a curated record.